AUGUCUACCUUCACUCCCACUGAACAAGCUGAGAUCAGCCAAUGGAUCACCACAUCCACCCGCCUCUCAACCUCUUCCCCCUCCGAACAGCUACCCUUCCUUGACGCCCUCAACACCCAUCUCUCGUCCCGAACCACCGUUUUAGGAAGCAAACCUUCCAAAGCCGAUGAAGCCCUCUACACGUCCCUCGCCCCAAUCGUCUCAAAAUGGACAGCUGAGCAGAAGACUGGAGAAAAGGGCCACCCCAAUAUCAUCCGCCAUCUCGAUUUCGUGCAAAACUCCCCUCUUUUCGCAUCACUCAAGGUCGCAGAAGCGGAUAAGCUCAAGGUCGACCCAGAGGAGAUUCUUUACGUGAAACCACCUGUCGACGCUAAAGCAGAGAAGGAGAGAUUGAAAAAGGAGAAGGCUGCUCUCGCUGCCGCUGGUGGAGAUGCAUCUCUCGCCGACCGAACCAAGGAUGCUGCUGGGAAGGUGGUUGAGAAGGUUAUUGGAGCAAAGGAUGCAGUCGUCGCUGCUGUAGAAGGCCAACCACAAGGAGGACGACAAAAGAAAGAGAAGGCUGAUAAGGCACCGAAACCACAGAAGGCUCCUGCGGCUGCUGCCCCUCUGUCCCCCGCUCUCAUUGAUUUGAGAGUUGGUCAUAUCUUGAAGGCUAUCAAGCAUCCUGAAGCUGACUCGUUGUUUGUUUCUACCAUUGCUAUGGGUGAUAAGGCUGGUGCGGAUGAUACUACCGAAUACGAAGGUCAAGUUGUGCGAACUGUUUGCUCUGGUCUCAAUGGUCUCGUUCCAUUGGAAGAGAUGCAAGGUCGAAAGGUGGUUGUUGUUUGCAAUCUUAAGCCUGUCAAGAUGCGUGGUAUCAAGUCAAGCGCUAUGGUUCUUGCUGCUUCCCCAAAGCUUGCUCCUGGUGUUGAGGAUAACCACGCUGGACCAGUAGAGCUCGUCACUCCUCCCGAAGGUGCUGCUGCUGGAGAGAGAGUCUACUUUGAAGGCUGGCAAGGUGAGCCAGAGGGUAUCUUGAACCCAAAGAAGAAGGUAUGGGAAAUGAUCCAACCUGGUUUCACUACCACCGAAGGAUUGGAGGUUGCCUUUGAUGCAGGUGUAGUGAAGGAAUUGAGUAAGGAGGGAGAAGAACCAAAGACCGGUGUAGGAAAAUUAGUGACUGCAAGUGGUGGAGUUUGCAAGGUCAAGUCUUUGAGUGGCGCUAUCGUUCGAUAG
Molecule: messenger RNA, 1215 nt
Organism: Hymenoscyphus albidus
Lineage: Eukaryota; Fungi; Ascomycota; Leotiomycetes; Helotiales; Helotiaceae
Source: the annotation of a GenBank genome assembly